Gracilinanus agilis (Agile Gracile Mouse Opossum) is the source of this 1609-nucleotide messenger RNA. RefSeq names its product outer dynein arm-docking complex subunit 1-like. Gene Ontology annotation, biological process: outer dynein arm assembly; cilium movement. NCBI's taxonomy places the organism in Eukaryota, Metazoa, Chordata, Mammalia, Didelphimorphia, Didelphidae. The record is from RefSeq and is a predicted model, not a curated record. The coding region runs from base 221 to 931 and encodes 236 amino acids. The transcript has 6 exons. Gene Ontology annotation, cellular component: axoneme.
UGUGACCCCGCCUCCCGGCACCCCCAAGAGUCAGGGGGCGGGGGGGGGGAACAGGAGGGAGGAGCCUCAGCCCCCCGCCCCCGCCCGGGCCGGCCUCCCUAAUCCCCACCUCUGACCCUGUCGCCCAAGCAACCGGGACUGCAACUGGGAAAGCCGGCGGGCGAGGCCCGCGUCUAGCCAGGUAGGGCCUCUGUGGCCGCCCCAUUCCCCAGCCCCGGCCAUGGUGCAUCCGCUGCCCCCGAGCCACCUCAGUACCCUUUUCCCUUCAGCCACCAUGCCGCUGGGGGCCAGCAGCGUGCGCUCGGAGGACAGCGAGGGCUACUUGGAAAACUCGGAGAUGGAGCUGAGCCGCCUGCAGAGACAAUGCCGGGUCAUGGAGGCGGAGCGGCAGGCCUACACCAAGGAGACCCAGCAGCUGAUCCAAAAGCAGAUGGUGGAGAUCAACCGGCUGCAGCAGGAGCAGGCUGAGAUCCAAACCAGGAUGAAAAUCAUUCAGAGCCAGGCCCAGAAGGCCCUGGAGCAGGAGCUCGAGAAGGACGUCAAGAGCCUCCUGGCCCGGCGGCAGCACCUCUACAGGGAGGUGAUCAAAGAGCAGCAGUACCUGAAGAAGCUGGACCAAGAGAUUGCCAAGUGGGAAGCUAAAGUCCUGGAACAGCAGAAGGAGCUCCGAGGCACCAGCCUGGUCAUGGAGAAGAAGGCCCAGGGCUUGCACAGGGUGAAGAUCUUGGAGAACCAGCUGGACCGGGCCAACACGCGCUUUGACACCCAGCUGGUGAAGAACCGGAUCCUCCGGGAAGAAAUGACUUUGCUGCACACUCAGAGGAAGCGCUUCCUGCACCUUGACCAGCAGCUGAGGAAGGAGCUGAGCGACAUCCGGGCCAACAUUCGAUCCCACAUAGACAAUUCCAACAUGGCCUUUGAUGCCAGGUAACCUUUGGCUUUUCCUUGGUGUCAUGCCCACUGAGUGCGGGCACCAGCAUCUGGGACAACUCCAUGAGAGCUCACCCCUUCCUCAAGGUGUGGGUCUGGGAGGCCCGGGACCCUGGCGGGCAAGGGGUUCUCCCUGUGUGUCUCUGGAGGCUUCUGAGAGAAGCAGCCCCCGUGUGUUUGGGGUGCUGGAUGGUGGGGAGCCAGCCCCCCUCAAAUCAGUGUUCUGGGAUACUCCCUGGGAUCCUCUCCAGGCCUGAGCCAGGCCCUUCUAUCUGGUGCCCUCUGUGACCACGGCUCAGGCUGCUUCUCCCUGGGCCAGGUUGGAGACUCAGGCCUUCCUCUCUGAGCCUCUGCUGGGCUGAGGGAGAGCAGGGGGCCAGGCUUUCAUGUAGGCUGGCCCCCAGGUGCCCUUGUUGGCCCUCCUCAAGGUCCCCUGCCCCCCAACCUCACAAGGUGCCUGUGUGACCUUCCCCAAGGCCCCCCAACACCACACAGGGUGCUCAUAUGGCCUUUCCCGAGGUCUCCCAACCUCUCAGGCUGCCUGUGUGGCUUUUCCCAAGGCCCCCCAACCUCUCAGGGUACCCAUGUGGCCUUCCCCGAGGCCCCCCCAACCUGUCGGGCUGCCCGCAUGGCCUUCCCCGAGGCCCCCCCAACCUCUCAGGGUACCCAUGUGGCCUUC